Messenger RNA from Saccoglossus kowalevskii, 1451 nucleotides. Its product is annotated as recQ-mediated genome instability protein 1-like. Lineage: Eukaryota; Metazoa; Hemichordata; Enteropneusta; Harrimaniidae. The record is from RefSeq and is a predicted model, not a curated record. Gene Ontology annotation, cellular component: RecQ family helicase-topoisomerase III complex; nuclear body. Gene Ontology annotation, molecular function: nucleotide binding. Gene Ontology annotation, biological process: resolution of meiotic recombination intermediates; double-strand break repair via homologous recombination.
AGAUUCAGAUAUGUGGCAAUGUGCAAUGUCGUCUUGGUGUAUUGAUGCUAAUGGCAAGUAAUGUCAAGGUACUAGGUGGCGAAGUAGAGUCAUUACAGGAAGAAAACUCACAACAAUUGGUUCUCUCUAGAGCUAUAGGUGUUGAAGCUCAAGCAUUGCCACCUCAAAUCACAGCUGGAAAUACUACAGAUAAUGUGGAGGAGAACAUGACAUUGCAUAGCACCAAUGAUACUACAAGACAUGCUGGUCACACAGCAUCCUUUCAAUCAUCAGAACCAACAAUUACUGGGCAACAUCACCACAACAGACAAAAUAUGCAGUCAGGUUUACUUCAAAGUGAUAAUCAGACUUGCUUAAAUUCUGGGUUGGUUAUUUCACAGCAUAGCAGACAUCAGGCUGUGAGAGAGACCACACAUACACAGCAAACACACCCUCAGCCAAGCAUGACUGAGGAAGAGGCAUGGAUGGAGGAAGAGAUGGAUGUUGAUGAUGAUGAUAUCCUAGAUGAGGAAUUACUACAACAACUUGACCAGAUUGAACAGCGUGAAUUCAGGCGACUGAGAGCAGAAAUACACCUCCUGCAAGCAGUACAUCCAUGGAAGCUGUAUCAGCUAGCCACAAUACAACAUGGAACAAUCCAAUGGCAAAAGCAACCUCUAUCACUAACAGCCAUCAUGAAGUAAGGAAGUUGGACAACUUAUCUUCUUCAACUACUUCAAAUACAAAUACAUUGGGAACUAGUUCUCCUAACUGGAAUAGUCCUGGGAUGUACAAUACUCCUACAAAUACAGCUAACCACACUGGCAUCAAGUUGGAUCCCAAACCACAUUUAGUAAAGCAGCGAUCUGUGACACAAUUUUUCAAGAAUCCAGAGCUGAAUCAGUCACCUGUUGGACAACAACAUGGGCCUCGUACAAGCCCUGUUGCAACACAUGGGAUCUCUGUUAGAACACCAUCUACUGCAGACACUGCUGCAUCAAUGUUGACAACUGCUUGGGUUUCACCGGUGAAUAAUCAGCCAAACACACCAGUAACAAAUCCAUCUAUGUCAAGUGUUGGGAAGCAAGAAAUGAAGCACCCUCAGGAAUGUAAACAAGCUUGUGAAGUAGAGCAUGUUUCUAAAGAGCAAGCGAUAACGGAACCAAUCGUCUAUUUGUCAGAUGUACUGAAGGAUUUGUCAUUUGAUGAUAGAAGAGUUGUCAGCAUUAAGGGAUUUAUUAUGACCCUUCAGAGCGGCUUGCGAUGUCAUCCAUCAUGGUGUAUUGAAGCUAAAAUUAAUGAUGGCACAGCAUCAAUAGAUGUGGAUUUAACCCAUAUAGUACUUAAUGAGCUUAUUGGUUUCAAUGCACAGGAAAUGAAGAAAAUAAAAUUGCAGUCGAAACACAAUAAAGAGAUGAAUCAUAAAAUUAUGAUGGUGAGUUUGAUAUUUCAUGGAUUUCCAUGACAACUCU